AUGUCUCCAAGUGCAGUUGACAACCACACGGAUGAUGUUCCGGUGUUGGCCAAGUCACUCCAAGCCCCCUCAACGGAGGCCGACUUCUCCACCUUUCGGUCCCUCGUGCCGUUGGUAGCAGACGACAAGAUCACAUACCUCAACGCUUCCUACCAACCCCCCUCAAACCUCAUCAUCCACGGCGCCAUCACCAAAUUCUCUUCUGAGGGCCUCUACUCCGCCCACCCCAAGCCCCAAUGGCAAUCUGCCGUCGAGGAGACCCGCGAAUUGGUCGGCCGCUACAUCAAUGCCGACCCCUCCUCCAUCGCCUUCACCCGCGACACCACCGAGGGCCUGAACUCCUUCGCCCGCAGUCUCAAGUUCACACCCGGCGACAACGUCGUCGUGCUCGACUCGGAACAUCCGAACCAUGUGUACGGCUGGAUGGCCCUGCGCACCGCCGGCCUUGAAGUCAGACAGGUGCCCACGAUACCCGAGGCAGAGAAGAGUGGCAAAGUCACUGCAGCCAACACGGCGACAUUCGCGCCGUACGUGGACGAGCGCACUCGCGCUAUUGGAAUCAGCUCCAUCAUGUUCCACAGCGGCCAGUGGAACGACGUCGCUGACAUCUGCAAGGCCUACAGGCCCCGCGGCAUCCACGUCCUCGCCGAUCUGACGCAGCAGGUUGGCUUCGCUGAAGUCGACGUUAAAGCUUUGGGCGUUUCCGCAGCGGCGUUUAGUCUGCACAAGGGCCUUAACAACCCCACUGGCUUUGCGGCGUUCUACGUGGAUCCAGCGGUGAUCACAGAGAUGGAUCCGACGCCGCCGAUUGUCGGAUACGGGGCCGUCAGCAACGUUCGCGCUGACUUGCUGGUUCCCAGCGAGUCUUUGGUGUAUCACCCCACGGCCCGUCGGUAUGAGCACUUGAACUUGAGCUUGGUUGCCGCGGCAUCUGCCAAGGCGUUCCUGACGUUUUACCUCGACUCCAUGGGCCCGAGGCGCGUUCAAGAACAUCUCUACAGCCUCGGGGAUGUUUUGCGUGAAGGAUGCAAGGAUAUUGGCAUCAAGAUUGUCGGGCCUACCAGCCGGAAGGAGCACGCGCCUCACCUCUACAUUCUCGAUCUGCAUGACCCGCGGUGGAUGGAGCUGCUGAAGGAUCAUGGAGUACUUGUUACACCGUACCGUCUGGGUAUUAGAGUGUCAUUUGGCUUCUACAAUAACUCAUCAGAUGUUAAGAAGCUUAUUAGCAUACUAAAGACCGGCGUAGAGUCAGGCCUUCCUAUUUAA
This is a messenger RNA of Colletotrichum siamense, 1266 nucleotides long. Its product is annotated as putative aminotransferase. NCBI's taxonomy places the organism in Eukaryota, Fungi, Ascomycota, Sordariomycetes, Glomerellales, Glomerellaceae. The coding region runs from base 1 to 1266 and encodes 421 amino acids. The transcript has a single exon. The record is from RefSeq and is a predicted model, not a curated record.